UUCUGCUGCAAAUAAGGCCUCGCACAGUCGCAGCAGAGACGCAAAUCAGGAGCUCUAAGCUUUUGCUAGAAUGGAGAGGCUGCUGGAGCAGGGGCUGGACCUUGAGCUCAGCCUCCUCCCCGCCGACUCGGACCCCGAGCCGCCCGGCUUCUUCCUCUGCACCUACUGCGACCGCAAGUUCUACACCUCGCAGGCGCUCGGCGGCCACCAGAACGCCCACAAGCACGAGCGCACCCUCGCCAAGCGCCGCCGGGAGAUCGCCGCCGCCAUGCGCGCGCACGGCGCGUCCGCGGUGGGCGCCUGGGUCGACGCCGCCUUCAGGGGUGGCGCCGGUGGCGCGGGGCGCGUCAGCGUCGCCGCAGGUGACGAGCGAGACAGAGCGAGGCCGCUGCAGGAGGCCGUUCUGGCGCCGGGGAAAUCGUCUCGCCUGCUGCGGGACAAGAAGAGCUCGUCGGAGUACGGCGUGGAGCGCGCCGACGAGCUGGACUUGUCUCUCAGGCUGUGAUCGCGACGGACCUCUCCCGCGGCACACCGGCACACUCUCUAGAGCUCUUGCACAGAUUCAUCGUCAUCAGUGUCUCUGUUGCAUUCAGGAUGAUGAGUUUCUCCUUGCAUACAUGCAUAUACCGGAGUUUGUAUAAUAGGAUUUCUUGGCAACAGGCAAAGAUAAUUUUGUCGACUCAUCAUCCUUGGAGAGAUUUGGUGUGCUCGCUCUACAGUUGUUAUCUCCUAGUUCGCAAUGCAAUUAAGUUAGCUACUGAAUUUUCAGCGCGUAUUUGGUUGAAAUUAAUUUUACGGGGCUGGGCUUAUUCAA
This is a messenger RNA of Setaria italica (foxtail millet), 814 nucleotides long. Its product is annotated as zinc finger protein STAMENLESS 1. NCBI's taxonomy places the organism in Eukaryota, Viridiplantae, Streptophyta, Magnoliopsida, Poales, Poaceae. Bases 71 to 505 code for a protein of 144 amino acids. The transcript has a single exon. The record is from RefSeq and is a predicted model, not a curated record. Gene Ontology annotation, molecular function: DNA-binding transcription factor activity.